Molecule: messenger RNA, 1486 nt
Organism: Hydra vulgaris (swiftwater hydra)
Lineage: Eukaryota; Metazoa; Cnidaria; Hydrozoa; Anthoathecata; Hydridae
Product: retinoic acid receptor RXR-alpha-B
Biological process (GO): estrogen receptor signaling pathway; regulation of transcription by RNA polymerase II; cellular response to estrogen stimulus
Cellular component (GO): chromatin; nucleus
Molecular function (GO): nuclear receptor activity; zinc ion binding; estrogen response element binding
Source: RefSeq, a predicted model, not a curated record
AGCAUGAAUAGCAUUUAGUAUUUGUUUGUAAAAAAAUGUUACAAGUAUAUUAAUUUUAAACAGUGUUUAAAAGAUGCAAUUCAAAUAAACUUUUUAAAUAAACAUUUAUUGUAACAUAUUAACGUUUAUCAACUUAAUUAUACAUAAUAAAAUUUUAAAUGUCUGACUACAAUCGAGAUGAUAGUUACGUUGACGUUGAAUGUGUUCAUCAAGAAGAAAUAAAUGAAGGAGAUAAAAAUUUACCAAUUAAUACAUCGUCAUCAAACAUACCGCGGGUUAUUGAAGAUACAAUUAAUAUCAUUUCAUCUUCUCCGCCGUCGGAAAAAGGUUUAGUUCAAAAUAAAAGACCUAUGACAAAUGCACGUCAUGCUGUACCAAUGCUGUGUUUGGUAUGCACUGAUAAGGCAUCGGGCUAUCAUUAUGGCGUUCCUUCAUGCGAAGGAUGUAAAGCUUUUUUCAAAAGAAGUUUACAACUCAAACAGCUCAAUUACAAAUGUCCAGCAAGUAACAAUUGUACAAUUAAUAAAAUGAGCAGGAAAUGUUGUCAAGCUUGUCGUCUCGGAAAAUGUCAUGCUGUCGGAAUGUCAAAAGAAUUUUUAGGUAAAAAGGUUAAAAAACGCGACAUAAGAGACACAAAAUCUAAAAACUAUCCACGACUUGAAAACCCUGAUGAAUGCAUUGAGAGCGUACUUACGCCGCUUGAAAUUGAACAUGAAAACAUAAUAGAACAAUUAAGGUUAACACAUUCAAAACUUUAUCUUGGAUUAGAUGAAACAGUAAACGGCACACUUACACAUAAGUUUUAUGGAACAAUAGGAAAACAGCUAAUACACAUUAUUGAUUGGGCAAAAAGAAUUCCAGGGUACUCAAGUUUGAUAUUGAGUGAUCAAGCUGUUUUGUUACAAGCAACCUGGGUUGAAUUGAUGGUAGCAAACUGGUUGUUUCUUUCAAUAACCUCAACCAAUUCGCUAAAGCUUUCACAUACAUUUGAUAUUUCAAAGCAAGAUGCCACCGAGCUUGGAUUUGGUCUUAUUUAUGACCAGUUUUUGGCUUUAGUGCAUCGCACUAAAGGAUACAAGCUAGACGAAGAAGAGAUUUCAUGCUUCAAAGCCAUUAUUUUAACAAAUGCAGAAACCACACAGUUAUCUCGUCCUGCAAAAGUGCAUGCACUUAGUAACCAGUUUUGUUCUUCUCUACAGUAUUAUACAAAAAACCGCCACAAAGAAAAUCCUCUUAAAUUUGCUAAAAUAGUUCUUAUCCUUCCUCAGUUAAAGUAUUUAGUAAAUGAGGUCUUAAAAGUACUUCAUGCGUUAAACAGCAUGAGUGAGAAAGGAGCUUAUUUAUCGGAUCUUGUUGUAGAAAUGCUUGAUGUAAAAAAUCGACAAUAAUCUAGUUAAAAUAUUUUUUUAGUAUUUUUUCUAUAAUUUUUUUGGUAUUUACUUUAAUACGUUGUAUUUAAUUGCUUUAUUAUAGAAUAAAGUUUUAC